Molecule: messenger RNA, 1479 nt
Organism: Komagataella phaffii GS115
Lineage: Eukaryota; Fungi; Ascomycota; Pichiomycetes; Pichiales; Pichiaceae
Product: 6-phosphogluconate dehydrogenase (decarboxylating)
Exons: 1
Coding region: 1-1479 (492 amino acids)
Biological process (GO): pentose-phosphate shunt, oxidative branch; pentose-phosphate shunt
Cellular component (GO): cytosol
Molecular function (GO): NADP binding; phosphogluconate dehydrogenase (decarboxylating) activity
Source: RefSeq, a predicted model, not a curated record
AUGGUUGAAGCAACAGGAGAUAUUGGCCUUAUUGGAUUGGCCGUCAUGGGUCAAAACCUGAUUUUGAACGCCGCUGAUCACGGUUUCACCGUCGUCGCUUACAACAGAACCGUGCAGAAAGUCGACCAUUUUUUGGCCAACGAAGCCAAGGGAAAAUCAAUCAUCGGUGCUCACUCCAUUGAGGAAUUGGUUGCCAAUUUGAAGAGACCUAGAAGAAUCAUAAUAUUGGUCAAGGCUGGUAAUCCCGUUGAUGCCUUCAUCCAACAAUUGCUACCUCACUUGGACCAAGGAGAUAUCAUCAUUGAUGGUGGUAACUCCCAUUUCCCUGACACCAACCGUCGUUACGAGGAAUUAAAGCAGAAAGGUAUCCAUUUUGUUGGAUCCGGUGUCUCUGGAGGUGAGGAAGGUGCCAGAUAUGGUCCUUCUUUGAUGCCAGGUGGUGCUAAAGAGGCAUGGCCACACAUCAAGGAAAUCUUUCAAUCUAUUGCAGCCAAAACUGAUGGUGAGCCAUGCUGUGACUGGGUUGGUGAUGCCGGUGCAGGCCAUUAUGUCAAGAUGGUCCACAAUGGUAUCGAAUACGGUGACAUGCAAUUGAUUUGUGAAGCCUACGACUUGUUGAAGCGUGUUGCCCGUCUGCCAGACAGUGAGAUCUCUAAGGUAUUUGCCAAGUGGAAUAAGGGAGUCUUGGACUCUUUCUUGGUCGAGAUUACCAGAGAUAUUUUGGCUUACAACGACGAUGAUGGAAAGCCACUUGUUGAGAAGAUUCUGGACUCUGCUGGUCAAAAGGGUACCGGUAAGUGGACCGCUAUCAACGCUUUGGACCUUGGUAUGCCAGUUACCUUGAUCGGUGAGGCCGUCUUUGCCAGAUGCUUGUCAGCAAUCAAGGACGAGAGAGUCAGAGCUUCUAAGAUCCUCUCUGGUCCUUCUGUUCCUGAGAACGCUAUUACUGAUAAAGCCAAGUUCAUUGACGACUUAGAACAGGCUUUGUACGCUUCCAAGAUUAUUUCCUACGCCCAAGGUUUCCAAUUGAUCAGAGAGGCUGCCAAGGAGUACAAAUGGGACUUAAACUUCCCAUCCAUUGCUCUUAUGUGGAGAGGUGGAUGUAUCAUCAGAUCCGUUUUCUUGGGUGAGAUCACUGCUGCUUACCGUGAGAACCCAGACUUGGAGAAUUUGCUGUUCCACCCAUUCUUCAACAAUGCCAUUUCUAAGGCUCAAAGCGGAUGGAGAGCAACUUUGGGUAAGGCUAUUGAGUUUGGUAUUCCAACCCCUGCCUUCUCCACUGCUCUGUCUUUCUAUGACGGUUACAGAUCGGAGAAGCUUCCAGCCAACUUGUUGCAAGCUCAAAGAGAUUACUUCGGUGCCCACACUUUCAAGGUUCUUCCAGAAGAGGCAAAUGAGAGACUCAAAGUUGGUGACUGGAUCCACAUCAACUGGACUGGAAAGGGAGGUAAUGUUUCUGCCAGUACCUACGAUGCUUAA